UUAUUCAUUUGAUAAAUAUUUUUGAGAAUACUAUUAUAAUAAGUUUAAUGAAAAAACAACUUUGAAGAAAUGAGAAGGAUAAUAUUUAAUAACAUUGUAAAAGAUAAUAUUAAUAACUUUUAUUCAUCUUUUAGUCUUCAUUUGGAUUCGUACAAAGUGUCCUAAAAUUUUCAUGGUGAAUAGAAAGUAUAUAAGGUAACAAACUCAACAUAUUAUAUCUACUGCUAUGAAUUGGUAUAUAACAGUAAUAAUAUUAUUUUGCUGAAAUUUUUUGACAUUUUACAUGUCACUAUAAUAUGUUCUUGAGCUGUAACAUUCUAAAUGUUUUUAUAAAAUACAUCGUAUUUUUUAAUUACGCCUAAAUCGAAGUCACAAGCUCUUAUAUAUUCCGCAAACAUAAUGAAUGGAUUUACAUUGGUAUAAAUUUAUAUCAGAUUGAAAAAGAAAUUCAUGCAAUUCCAUUUUUGAAUUCAUGAAAAUAUUGUACUAUAUUGACUUUGUUAUAAAAAUAAAAAAAAAAAUUUAUCUCGCCAUCUGUUACUAAAAUUAACUUUAACUCAUUCUUUCAGUUGGACUUACACGAUUUAAAGAAAAACGACUCAUACAUAUAUUUUAAUUGUAUUGUACAUAAAUUAAUAUGUAAAUUUUUUUCUUACUAUUUUAUAAGCCUUUUUUAAUAUAUAUAAAAUAUUAAUUUGCUUAUAUCCUUAUAAUAAAUAUUUAGUUUAUACAGAUUACUAAAUAACAUACAAUAUGAUCUAUCACUACAACUUAAUCUUUUUCGAAAUUUUCUUAUGUUAUUUAAUUACUUUUGUAAUAAUAAAUUCAUAGUAUUCAUUUCUAUUUAAUAUUUUAAUAUCCUAAAGUUACAUUUACAAAUAAAAAUACUUUGUAGCGAAUCAAAUUCGCCAUAGUUAUAACCUUAAUUGAAAAUCGAUCAUGUAAAAAUUAUUUAAUGAAAAACAGCCAACAAAUCAUAAUUCUGUACAAAUGAAGACGUUUUGUAAUUUGCUUCAUUUUAUUGUUCUCUUCGUAUAUGUAAAAUCCUGCUCAACAAACGUAUCUCGGCUAUUUUAUCAAAAGAUUAUUUUAUCUUAUUGAGAUAUUAAUUUUAAAAAAUGGAAGGAAAUACAUUCUAUAUAGAGACUACAUUUAUAAAAUAUGAAAAUCCACAAUUUUUGUGGCCUGUUCAACAAUUCCAUUCUAACACAAUUUUAAUGUCACCCGUGUUUCUAUUACCGUCUUGUACAUAUACAGUUACGAUGGAGCAUACUAGUCGUAGUCUAACUCUAGAAUUUGAUUUCGACGAGGAACAAUAUGGUGGAUAUUUAAGUGUUGUAUAUUCUAUGUUAGAUUGUUGUCAAAAGACACAAAUUAUUAAUGGGACCAAUAAAUCAAUCAUAUAUCAAAACGUGUCUUCAUUUUACAGCAAAUUUGAUCUGUCACUUAAAGUCACUCAUAUACUUCCUGUAACUAAACAAUUGCCCAAUUUCAAGAUAAAACAUAUACGAGAAAUAAUGAAACAUAUAAGUUCAUUACAUUUUAAUUCAGAAUUAAGCGAUUUAACAAUUUGUGUUGAAGAUUCAGUAUAUCCAGUGCACAAAUGUAUACUUGGAGCACAUAGUCCUGUAUUUGAAAAUAUAUUCACAUCUGGAAUGAAGGAACAAAAAGAAGGCAGAGUUUAUAUAACAGAUUUAACAAAAGGAACAUGUACCUCUAUGAUGUCUUAUAUAUAUACUAAUAGACUUGAAGAUUUAGAUAAUAUUGCAAGCGAACUUAUUAUUAUAGCUGACAUGUAUAAUAUACUAGAUUUAGUAAAGUUAUGUAAAGAUGCUUUGAUCAAGCAAAUGAAUGAAGAGAAUGUAUUCGACACUCUUGUUAUUGCAGAUAAAUUACAUAUGCAUGAUCUAGAAUUACUUUGUCUUCAAUAUAUAUCACAAUACAAGACCAUUAUUCAUUCAAGUAAGGAAUAUGAAGAUAUAAAGAAAUAUCCAAAUAUAGUAGCAAAAAUUUUAGAUUACUUCAUGGGCUAAUAAUACUUUAUUGUUUUACAAAAAUCUUAGUGUAUAAAAUAGAUAUGAACAAAGUUAAAUAAAUUUUUUUUUAUUAUUUCAUAUUCUGGAAUUUUUAUUUUUCCAUACAAUCAAUAAGUUGUUCUUACUUACAUUUCUUCUAAUUGGUAUUAAAAAAUACUUUACUACAAAUUGUUAAAAAAAUAUAGAUAAUAACUUAUAUAUACAUAAUGUAAAAAAUUACACAACAAAAGUUCAGGAAUUGAUUCCUCAUAUAUAGAGAAGAAAAAUAGACUUUAUCAAUAUGCUUAAAUCCAAAAAUGCUUAAUUUCUGAGUUAAACUAACAACUAACAAUAUAUAUAAUAGUUUAGUACGACUCGUGAAUGUGAUAAUAAUAAUUAGACUUGGCUGACUAUAACUAACGAUAAGAUUUGAAAGACUUCGAAUCGCUUCGAAUCUAUAUCGUAAUCUUGAACCCUAUCUCAAGGAAGUAAAACUCUUGAAUAUUUUGAUCAUCAAUUCAUACUUUCCGAAGUUUUGAAAGUUUCGAUAGAUUUUGUCCGAGCUAUUGACAACAAAUAUUUAAAAAAUUUCGAAAAUUUGAAUUAACAAAAAUACAUUUAUUUAUGUUAUUAGUUUUUAUAGUUUCCAAUAUAUAUUACGAAUGUUGAUAUGUAGAAAAUAAGAUAAAAAUAUAAUUAUAUUAAAAUUAAUAUAGCAUUAUGUAUAAUAUAAUACAUAAAGUAUAAAGUAUAGUAAUUAUAUAUUCAAAGAUGAAUAAAUACUAGAACCAUUUUAGCAAUAUGCGACUGUUUUAUUUUUCACUUUAAGAUUUGUUUCAUUUUAAGAAAAAACUCCAAACUUUUCAAAUAGUCCUUAUAGUGAUAGUUUUAUUAAUUAUAUUCAAACUAUUAAAAUAAGUGGAUUAAAGAAUUUUAUAUAAAACCUUGUUAUUAAGGAAAUAAUAAAAAUUAGUAAUGAUGUAAGAUUUGAUAUAUUGUGCGCAGAAAGAGUCCAUUAUCGCUAGUGCAAUAUAUUCGAGAAAGUGACAGAAUAUUCGAGAUUUAUUAAGAUCCUCAUGAGUUGUAAGAUUAGAAUUAUGUUCGAAGUUACUAUACAAAUUCAAAGUGGUUUAAAGUAUUUCAAAUAUCAUUAAAUCCAUUGUUGGUUAAACAAUGAAACUGAUAAUAGAUUCGUGACUUAUCAAAACUUCAAAAUCUAUAUUAACUAAUUAAACUUCGAAUCGAUUCGAAGAAUUUGAAAUUCAUUUGUUUAAAUUUAAUGCGAUUCGAUCAUUAACUAUAACAGACUAAAUGAACAAAGAAGAUUCUCGUAAACUUCUAUUGGUUCGCGUAUUGGAAAUUCAAAUUCCCAAGAUGUAAAUGAGUUUUCUCAUUCGAAACCUGUAAUAGUACUUACGCCAUCUAGGCGUUGUCAUAACCGCCCGCCCUUUAGAAGUUGUCACAGCUUACAUCAUCCAAUCAAUUAAUUUGUCAUUCUAAUAAACGGUUACACGGUCUAUAAUAAAAAUAGAUCUCAUAAAAUACUUCAAAUUCCUUUGACUCGUUAUGGAUAUUAAAUUCAGAAGAAAUAUCAACUGAACUAAAGUUUAUUUGUAAUUGCUGUUUAACAUAUUUUGCAUUGUGUUAUUCAUAAGUUAGGUGAACGUUGAUAAAAGAAUGUUGGCUAGCAUUAAACAAAUUUUACAUGUGUAUAAUGUAAGUGCAAUAAAAAGACUAAAGAAUUAUGGAAA
Vespa velutina is the source of this 3766-nucleotide messenger RNA. RefSeq names its product serine/threonine-protein phosphatase 4 catalytic subunit (gene Pp4-19C). Bases 1119 to 2033 code for a protein of 304 amino acids. The record is from RefSeq and is a predicted model, not a curated record. Lineage: Eukaryota; Metazoa; Arthropoda; Insecta; Hymenoptera; Vespidae. Gene Ontology annotation, biological process: peptidyl-serine dephosphorylation; regulation of proteolysis; proteasome-mediated ubiquitin-dependent protein catabolic process. The transcript is spliced from 2 exons. Gene Ontology annotation, cellular component: nucleus; cytoplasm. Gene Ontology annotation, molecular function: ubiquitin protein ligase binding; protein serine/threonine phosphatase activity.